AUGGCCAAAGCUGGGGGCCUGCCAUCUUGUGGCUUCGCGGUCUUCGCGGACAAAGGCGGCCAGCCGCCUCUCCUCGUCGAGCGCCGGGCCAAAGGCAAGCGGGUGACGGUCAUCAGCGGUGUGAGGGGCAAUGCCAGGGCACUUUGCACCGCGCUGACGACUCUGCUGGGUGUCGGUGGAACCGUGCAUGCAAAGGGUGCGCUGGCAGACGUGGAAGUGCAAGGGGAGCAGGUGGAGCGUGUGGCGCAGGCCCUGACCCAGCUGGGCUGCCUGCGAGGUCCCACAGGGGCCAAAGCCCCGGCACCAGUAACCGUUGUGGAACGCAGCUGUGGCUACGAUGCCUUCCUCAAGGAGGAGGAGGGGACGAGAAAGGAUCGGAAGGAGCGACACCGCGCAGGACCGACCCUGGAGCCUCCAGAGCCCCCAGAGGACGCUCCCUGCCGGGCCUGGCACGG
Symbiodinium sp. CCMP2456 is the source of this 455-nucleotide messenger RNA. Lineage: Eukaryota; Dinophyceae; Suessiales; Symbiodiniaceae. The record is from the annotation of a GenBank genome assembly.